AACCCAGACGCGCGAGUCUCUGCUUCUGGCCGGGCGCGGAGAGCACGGCGCGGUGCACCACGGGCGCGCCGCACGGCCGGGCAUGGAGGAGCGCGGCGAGUCCCAGCCGACCGCGGGCUGCGGCGAUGAGCGCCCGGGCGACAAUCGCGGCGGCGGCAGCGCCCACCCGUGGGCCCCCGAGGACGCCUGGAUGGGCACGCACCCUAAGUAUUUAGAAAUGAUGGAAUUAGAUAUAGGAGAUGCCACCCAAGUUUAUAUAGCGUUCUUGGUUUACCUGGACCUCAUGGAGAGUAAAAGCUGGCAUGAAGUAAACUGUGUGGGACUACCAGAUCUCCAGCUCAUCUGCCUUCUUGGUACUGAGAUAGAAGGAGAAGGGUUACAGACUGUGGUACCUACACCCAUCAGUGCUUCCCUCAGCCAUAACAGGAUAAGGGAAAUCUUGAAGGCAUCGCGAAAAUUGCAAGGUGAUCCCGACUUGCCCAUGUCGUUUACUUUGGCUAUAGUGGAGUCUGACUCUACAAUAGUCUACUACAAACUCACUGACGGAUUUAUGCUGCCGGAUCCUCAGAAUAUUUCGCUUAGAAGAUGACACCUAUCCUUCCAGAUGCUUACUUUGUUCACACAAGACUGGAUUAAGAACCAUCAGCCUGGUUCAUCUUUUAUCUCAGAGAUAGUCAGGGCUGACUUAGCUGGUCCCAUUCCAAAAGUUUUCUUUUUUGAAGAAUAAAACUUUCCCAUAUAGAAGAAUUUAUUUUGUUAAAAAAAAAAUAGUAAGAUAGUUGCUCUAGAACUCUCUCACCUGGAGACAGUUUGAUUAUAGUCAUAUGCAAGUUUAUGCCUAUGGUAUGUUCAGAAGGAUAGGACAUUCUUGAGACCACCAUCUCUUUCCCUUACUGAACUCUCUCUGUGCCUUUUGGUCACUACAGCUAGUCUGCAGAAAUGGAGAAUUUACUUUAGUCUGCUUUUUCAUCCCCAGUAGAAAGUGUUCUUUUGAUUGGUUUUCAUGGUACAAUUAAUGUUACUUCCUUCUUUGGUUAACUUUAAAUCAAAAUUAAAAAUAUGCUCAUCCAGAGUAUAAAAUUGCAUAUCUAGAUUAAUAGGGACCAGAGAAGUGUUAACCUACAAGAGCACUGGGCCUUUUUUUCCCCCAUUCUUACUACUACCACCAUACUGUAUCAUAGUUAGACUAUUGUAGGAGAGAUAUUAAUGGUAGCGGACAGUGUGAACCUUAAAAACAUCUUUCUUCAGUAGACCUAGUUUUUCUACUUUUUCUUAAUUAAUUGUUGCAAAUAAACGUAUUUUAAAAGUUAAAGCAAGAGUCAGAAAAGUUUUUCUGGAAAGUGCCAGAAAGGAACUAUUUUAGGUUUUUCAGGCCAUAUAGAUUUUCUCACAACUUCUCAGCUAUGCUGUUUGUAGAAUAAAGAUAAUUGUAGACAGUAUGUAAAUGAAUGGAUAUGCCUGUAUUCUAAUAAAACUUUAUUUACAAACACAUGACCAUAGUUUGCCAACACCUGGUCUGGGGAAAUUGUCAAUAAACAUACAAAGGUAAUGAAUGGUGUGUUAUGUACCCAUUAAAAGUUAGAAAUGAGUAUACUGUAGAACAUGAGAAAAUGCUUAGUAAAAAGAAAAAAGCAAGAUACAAAAGUGUAUGAAUGGGUAUGAUUAUGGCUGUAAAUAACACACCAAGUGUAUAAUAAAAAAGAGGACAAAAUAAAUUCCUAACUGUGGUUAUAAUAGGAGGGUAGGGCAGUAAAUGGACGGCUUUGUCUUUCUUUAAGAUUUUAGUUUUUCUUUGUUGCUAUUACGUUUAUAAUAAAAAUGUUUUAAAGUAAAAAAA
Molecule: messenger RNA, 1837 nt
Organism: Capra hircus (goat)
Lineage: Eukaryota; Metazoa; Chordata; Mammalia; Artiodactyla; Bovidae
Gene: TSEN15
Product: tRNA splicing endonuclease subunit 15
Exons: 5
Coding region: 83-589 (168 amino acids)
Biological process (GO): tRNA splicing, via endonucleolytic cleavage and ligation
Molecular function (GO): nucleic acid binding
Source: RefSeq, a predicted model, not a curated record